Stomoxys calcitrans (stable fly) is the source of this 2281-nucleotide messenger RNA. RefSeq names its product synaptogyrin (gene Syngr). Gene Ontology annotation, cellular component: neuromuscular junction; synaptic vesicle membrane. The transcript is spliced from 5 exons. The coding region runs from base 1048 to 1767 and encodes 239 amino acids. NCBI's taxonomy places the organism in Eukaryota, Metazoa, Arthropoda, Insecta, Diptera, Muscidae. The record is from RefSeq and is a predicted model, not a curated record.
CAUUCCUUCACAUACGUAAAAAAAAAAUAUUAAAAAAGCAAAAUAAAGUUGAGAAAAUCUGAAAGAAAGAAAAUUCUAAGGAAAACAAAAGCAAAAUCUCAGAUUUGCUAAUAAAACAAAUUUACACAUCAUUUAAAAGUAUACGCCAUAGAGUUUUGAAAGUUGGAGCUAUAUAAAAACCCUCUUCUAUACACUGGCAAAACUAUUAAGAAACGCUUAAAAACGGACUAGUAUACCAACACAUAUAUAAAGCCAUACACAUACACAUAUUUUUCUUUAACCAACCGCCCACCCCCCAAACCCCCAACAAAAAUUUACUGUUUACACACUACUUGCUACAUACAUACAAAAUCCAUUAGGCGACGACAGGCUGCUAAAGUAGCGAGAGAAUCCAAAAUAAAAAAAACGCCCCCUCUAGCAGCAGCAGCAGAGAAGGCAAAAUUUCCUUUUAUCCAUAGCUUCACAACUAACAUUCGAACAGAAAAACACCUAGUGGACGGGGGCACAAAAAGGAUACAAAGAACAAAAAAGUAGGAAACAAAAAACGGGGAAAACAAGAGAAACAAUACACACAGGACAUUUUGUUUUGUCAUUUAGAGAAAUUAAAGUGUACUAAACCAAGGAUUUUGCACAAACAACAAAUUACAUAAACAAGCCAAAGUGAAACAGUAAAAGGCCAAAGAAAUCUGAGAGCAGUGCAGCGCAGAGAAAAUAUUAAAAAAAAAGAUACAAAACUUAGAAUUCCCAAGAAAAAGAAAAAAACCACAAACAACACAUCCGUAGUCAUCGCAGUCGUUGUCAUUGUUGUCAGUUGAGAAUACUAAAAAAAACACAACCAUUUUAACCGCCCACGGUCUUACAAAAUCGAUAUAAGUUUCAAUUUAUAUAUACCCUAGACGACGACCACGACCACGACCCCUACUACAAGAUACCAGAAGAGGAAAAAGGAAUAGCAAUAACCAAGCAAGCAGUCAAGCAACCAUCUAAGCAACUAACAUUGGACAUCACCAUCUAAACAAACAAAAAAUCACCACACUCUAACAAAUCAUGGAUAUGUUAAAUCAAAUAUUAAAUAUGAAUGCGGGCGGUGCCUAUGGCGGAGGCAAGGCGGGAGGUGCCUUCGAUCCUCUUUCAUUUGCCAUGAAACCACAAGUAGUGAUACGAGCCUUGUGUUGGCUCUUCUCCAUUGUGGUCUUUGGCUGUAUAUCCUCGGAGGGCUAUCGCGAAGAAGAUGGCAAAGAAGUCUGCCUAUUUAACAAAGACAAUAUGGCGUGCAAAUAUGGCAACACUGUGGGCGUGUUUGGUUUUAUUGCAUCGAUCGCUUUCAUUGUUGGCGAAUAUCUGUUUGAAAGAAUGUCAUCGGUGAAAAGUCGAAAACGUUUUGUAUUAGCCGAUAUGGGAUUCUCAGCAUUUUGGGCAUUUAUGUAUUUCGUUGCCUUCAUUUAUUUGUGGUCUCAAUGGAGUUCGGCCGAAAUGCCUCCAGGCGGCAUUGGAGCGGGUAACAUGCAAGCUGCCAUUGUGUUUUCAUUGUUCUCUAUAUUGACAUGGGCGUUGUGUGCUUUUCUGGCGUACAAACGUUUCUUAAUUGGUGCGGGUGAUGAAUUCACUUCGGCCUUUGAAAAUGAUCCAGCUAAUGUGGUGCAUCAGCAGGCCUACACCAGCUAUUCCAUGGACAAUGAUAAUGACCAAUAUAGUGCUUCGCCAUUUUCAGGCCAGCAGCAAGGCAUGGAACAACAAAACAUGGAAUAUCAACAACCCACCUAUUAGAUAUCAUUUAAAUAAAAACAAAACAACUAAAAAAAACUAUAUAAGCAGAUUUAAUAUUUAUAAAUAUAUUGUAAUUCUCGUUUUGUAGACAAGUUUAACCUAAAAAAAAUCUAAAAACAAACAAAAAAAUAGAUACAAACUACAAAUGAUUUCAUAAAGUAUAUAUAUACAAUACAUAUACACACACACUGAGAAAAAUAAAAUUAAACUAUAUCAAAAUUAAAAAAAAUAUAUAUAUAUAUAUAUAUAUAUAUAUUUAAAAACAAUUGGCGCUCAAAUUGGAAAAUGAAAAGAAGAACUAACAGCAACUAAACUUUGUAAACUUGAACAAUACAGAAAAUACACCGAAAUGAUACAUAUUUAACAAAACCAAAAACAGCAACAACAAAGCCCCUCUAACAAAACACAACUGAAGACAACAACAACAACAAAUGAGAAACACAAUAAAACUGUAAUAAACAAUACAUAUUAUAUAUAAAUAUUUAAUAAUAAUAAAUAUAUAUAUAAAAAUAUA